AUGGGACAGGGGCUAACGGGCUUCCAUCUCGUCCCCCCGCAGGACGCCCGGGAGACAAGGCUGCCUGUGUGCAGCAGAGAGCGGGUCCUGCUGAGUUCUGACGGCUCGGGCCAGCGGGGUUGUUUUCUGCUAGGUUGGGGUGAAGGCUCCACACUGCUGUAUUCUGAGAGCAGGACCAGCCCUCUGUCCUUGGAGAAGAACUUUAGAUGGCACCCCAAGGACAACCAGUGUUCCCACAUGCUGAAACACCUCCACAAUGGGGCAAGGAUCUCCGUCCAGAUGCCCCCUAACAUUGAGGGUCACUGGGUGUCCACCAGCUGUGAGGUGAGACCUGGCCCAGAAUUCAUUACCAGGUCGUACCGGUUUUACCAAAACCAUACCUUCAAGGCCCACCAGUUUUAUUACGGGGACAACCACUGCACCACGCCCGCCUACACCCUGGUGAUCCGUGGGCGUCUGAAGCCGCGGCAGGCCUCCUGGAUCACUCGCGGGGGCACGGAGGCGGAGUACCAGGUCCACCGGAUCCAGCUGGUGUGCCACAGCGAGACGGCGGCCAGGGACCUGGCCCUGCGCCUCAGCCGCGCCUGCCAGGGGGCCGAACCCUGGGCUCCGGGCGUGGCCUACGACCUGCUGAGCGAGGAGGGGAGCUGCGACUGCUCCCGCGGGCUCAACUUCGCCCUGCACGAGCUGCAGCUGCUGCGGGUGGAGAAGCAGUACCUGCACCACAACCUGGACCAGCUGGUGGAGGAGCUCUUCCUGGGAGACAUCCACACGGAGCCUGCCCAGAGGAUGUACUACCGGCCCUCCAGCUACCAGGCCGCCCUGCAGAACGCCAAGAACCAUGACCAGACUUGUAUUGCCUGCCGCAUCAUUUACCGCUCAGACGAGCACCACCCACCCAUCCUCCCCCCCCGGGCUGAGCUGACCGUCGGCCUGCACGGACAGUGGGUCAGCCAGCGCUGCGAGGUGCGGCCAGAGGUGCUCUUCCUCACCCGCCAUUUUGUCUUCCACGACACUAACAACACCUGGGAAGGACACUACUUCCACUACUCAGACCCUGUCUGCAAGCACCCCACCUUCACCAUCUACGCCAGGGGGCGCUACAGCCACGGGCGACACUCCACACUCGUCAUGGGCGGGACUGAAUUUGUCUUCAAAGUAAACCACAUGCGUGUGAAGCCCAUGGACCUGGCCACCACCUCCCUGUUGAACGUCUUCAGCGGGGACGAGUGCGGGGUGGAGGGGUCCUGGCAGAUGGGCGUGGAGCAGGACGUCACCCUCACCCAGGGGUGCGUGGCCCUGGGCAUCCGGCUGCCCCACACCGAGUACGAACUCUUCCGCAUGGAGCAAGACGCCCACGGGCGCUACCUCCUGUACAACGGGCAGAGGCCCAGCGACGGCUCCAGCCCUGACCGGCCCGACAAGAGGGCCACGUCCUACCAGAUGCCGCUGGUCCAGUGUUCCACCAGCAGCCAGGUGUCGGAGGUCACCGACCUGCCCCUGCGGCUGAGCGGGGGCUGCGGACAGGGUCACAGCGGUGGCUUGGGGGACCUGCUCUGCGCUCUGGUGGUCACCCUGAUCUUCUUGCGUCCGGGCUAA
Molecule: messenger RNA, 1599 nt
Organism: Conger conger (European conger)
Lineage: Eukaryota; Metazoa; Chordata; Actinopteri; Anguilliformes; Congridae
Product: protein APCDD1-like
Exons: 5
Coding region: 1-1599 (532 amino acids)
Biological process (GO): negative regulation of Wnt signaling pathway
Cellular component (GO): plasma membrane
Molecular function (GO): Wnt-protein binding
Source: RefSeq, a predicted model, not a curated record